UUAAUAUAUAUGUGUAUGGUCGUGAAUUCGAACUGGAAACUGACCAUAAGCCACUAGAGUGUAUUUUCAACAAGACAUCGAAACCCUCAGCAAGGAUCGAAAGAUGGGUAUUACGGCUUCAGUGCCACAACUUCAAGGUCGUUUACCGGCCUGGAAAGACGAACAUUGCCGAUGCUUUGUCUAGAAUGAACCAGAAGAGUCCAAAAGACCACAGCAGCGAGAAAGAGGACGUCAUCCGUUUCGUUGCCAUACAAGCGACACCCGUGGCCUUAACGACUAAAGAAAUAGAGAGAGCGUCAGAAAUCGACGCUGAAUUACAAAGUGUGCGAUACUAUAUCGAAUCGGGAGAUUGGACUAAAUGUAAACUGUCGGCAUAUGCGUGUGUAAAGAAUGAGCUCUGCAUGAUUGGUAGACUUGUUUUACGGGGGAAUCGAAUCGUUAUUCCUCAGAUGUUGCGAAGAAAGGUUUUGGAAGCGGCACAUGAAGGCCAUCAAGGAAUUGUAAAGACGAAAAGCAGAUUAAGAACGAAAGUAUGGUGGCCCAAGAUGGACAUAGAUGCUGAACGAGUGUGUAAAUCGUGUCAUGGAUGUCAAGUAGUCAGCCAGUAUAAUGUACCGGAACCCAUGAAACGGACCGAGAUGCCUACAGGCCCAUGGCAAGAUGUCGCAGUAGACUUGAUGGGGCCAAUGCCAACCGGAGAAUACUUGCUGGUAGUCGUGGAUUACUAUAGUCGAUACUACGAAGUUUCCAUUAUGCACUCAACAACUUCAGAAAAGAUUAUCAAAGCGCUAAACGAAAUUUUUGCUAGAUUUGGUUUUCCUUACUCGUUGAAAUCAGACAACGGGAGACAGUUUGUUAGUGAGGAGUUCAAGAGGUUUUUACAACAAGUGAAUAUUGAACACAGAACGUCACCACCACUUUGGCCACAAGCUAACGGUGAAGUGGAGCGCCAAAAUCGCACUCUUCUCAAGGCACUAAAAGUGGCCCAAGUUGAAGGCAAGGAUUGGAGAAAGGAGUUACCACAAUUCCUUCUUGCGUAUAGAACAACACCGCAAGUCACAACUGGAAAAACACCAGCGUUCCUUAUGUUCAAACGUGAACUGAGAAGUAAACUUCCAGAACUUAGGGGAGAUAUAGACGACUUUGAUGAGAACAUAAGGGAUCGCGAUUGGCGAAACAAGCUAGUACAAAAAGCUAAUGCAGAUGAAAAAAGGAGGGCAAAUGAUAGCACUAUUCUACCAGGAGACCAAGUACUACUACGGAACACUAAAACGUCAGGGAAGUUAGCUGCCAACUACGAAAAGGAGCCGUAUACGGUGGUCACGAAGGAGGGGAACGAAGUGAUGGUAGAGGCGGACGAUGGCUCGAUCUUUAGGAGAGACAGUUCAUUUGUAAAACCAUAUAAUAAUCCAGUGGAGACAGCUACGGAAAGCGAGUCCCAACAACAGCCGCAACCGGAUAGCGAAACGGUUAUCACCAAUAGACUUAAGCGGGAGAUUAGAUUACCCGAGCGAUUCAAUGAUUUUAUCAUGGACAAACCAAAGUGA
Messenger RNA from Dendronephthya gigantea, 1547 nucleotides. RefSeq lists its product as uncharacterized. The transcript has a single exon. NCBI's taxonomy places the organism in Eukaryota, Metazoa, Cnidaria, Anthozoa, Malacalcyonacea, Nephtheidae. The record is from RefSeq and is a predicted model, not a curated record. Bases 186 to 1547 code for a protein of 453 amino acids. Gene Ontology annotation, molecular function: nucleic acid binding. Gene Ontology annotation, biological process: DNA integration.